Hyposmocoma kahamanoa is the source of this 969-nucleotide messenger RNA. RefSeq lists its product as uncharacterized. The record is from RefSeq and is a predicted model, not a curated record. The transcript is spliced from 5 exons. The coding region runs from base 149 to 853 and encodes 234 amino acids. NCBI's taxonomy places the organism in Eukaryota, Metazoa, Arthropoda, Insecta, Lepidoptera, Cosmopterigidae.
ACUUAUCAGUACAAAAUUUUGAUAUUGUUUUCCUCGGUCAAGUUCGUAAGUUUGUAGUAGCAGUACAGCUCCAUGUAAAAGAGUUCUUCCAGGGAAGUAUUGCCACCUUACCUAUUUCUGCCGCCGAGCAGUAAUUUCCCAAACGGCAAUGCCAUAUAAAAGAAUAUGGGAUGCGUCGUGUCCUCAAAUCUACGACGAAUGGGAGUCAGAUGGAGCAAAAUGGGUGAUCCAAGACCUACUUCCCGAAGACGACAAAGUAGCUUUGAACAUGAUGAUGGAACAGCUAUUGCCUGAUUCAGUCAUGAGUCAGCUUAGUGGAGUAACAGAAGAAGAAGAAAGCAGGCGAAACAUGGAAAUAUAUUAUGCACAUCAUUUAUCGAAGCGCAUGAGUCUCGCCUGCUAUCACAUCAAAGAUGGAAAGAAAACUUUGGCUGCUGUCAACUGCUGCUUUGUAAAGUUUGCUGAUGAACAGGAGGUGAUACCUGGUUUGUCAGAUGGAGCAGCGUGGCGUAACGUUCAGGGAACUUUGGGAAUUUUCAACUCGAAGCUAAAUGCUUUCGAAUACUUGGAAACUGAUAAACUGCUGUAUGCUGUUGGUUUAGUGGUAAGGAGAGACUACAGAGGUGCUAGUCUUGGAGCUAGGAUGUUGGCUGCACGAGAGCCUCUGUGUAAAUUACAUGGCAUUCCAUCCACGUCAACCUUGUUCUCCGGAAUUGCGGCACAGAAGUGUGCGACCCGAGCGGGGUUUACCGAAAUCCUGAGCCUUACCUUGAGGGAGCUAGCUGACGCCGGUCUCAAGUAUCCGAGGGAUGACGAUCGAUGUAUGAAGCUAAUGGUCAAGAAGUUCAAUUAAACUUUGUUUAUCAAGAAAUUUCCACAAUUUAUAAGUCGGUUUUAAAGAAGCAGUAGCGCUCCUUGUGAAAGAGUGUGUCCAGGGAAGUAAUACCACUUUACCUACAUAUUUCUGCC